AUGAGCGUCCAACUGCCCCCCGCCACACACCGCAAGCGCGCCCUCCCCCAAGGCGAGCUUGAAGCCGCCUCAACACUCAAGCUCGGUGCCGACCAACACACACACACGCUUUCACUCUCUGAAGCCCGUCUAGUUAUCCACAAAGUGCUCGAGAACAAGCGUCGUGGAGGCAACAAAUACGAAGAGCCGGAGAACCUGACCAAGACACUUGAUUACCUGGAUGUGUUUGCGCGGUUUAAGGAUGAGGAGAAUAUCAAGGCUGUUGAGCGGUUGCUGAAUUCGCAUACGGAGUUGGAGAUGUUCGAACGGUCACAGCUUGGGAGUCUGUGCUGUGACAACGCCGAGGAAGCCAAGUCCUUGAUUCCCAGUUUGCAGAAUAAGAUCUCGGAUGGGGAUUUGCAGGAGUUGCUGGAUGAGUUGACCAAACUGCGCAACUUCACGGAGUAA
Penicillium antarcticum is the source of this 447-nucleotide messenger RNA. Its product is annotated as DNA-directed RNA polymerase II subunit RPB4. The transcript has 3 exons. Gene Ontology annotation, cellular component: P-body; RNA polymerase II, core complex. The coding region runs from base 1 to 447 and encodes 148 amino acids. Gene Ontology annotation, biological process: positive regulation of translational initiation; mRNA export from nucleus in response to heat stress; transcription initiation at RNA polymerase II promoter. The record is from RefSeq and is a predicted model, not a curated record. Gene Ontology annotation, molecular function: translation initiation factor binding; nucleotide binding. NCBI's taxonomy places the organism in Eukaryota, Fungi, Ascomycota, Eurotiomycetes, Eurotiales, Aspergillaceae.